Haliotis rufescens (red abalone) is the source of this 3467-nucleotide messenger RNA. Its product is annotated as tetraspanin-18-like. Lineage: Eukaryota; Metazoa; Mollusca; Gastropoda; Lepetellida; Haliotidae. Gene Ontology annotation, cellular component: membrane. Bases 183 to 1010 code for a protein of 275 amino acids. The transcript is spliced from 8 exons. The record is from RefSeq and is a predicted model, not a curated record.
GUUUCGCAAGAAACGGCCGGUAUUGAUUGAUUCGCUGAGCCGAAAUUGACGCUGUGACGUCACGGCACACAGGUAAAUCUACUUCCAGGUGUAUAGGCCAUAAGCUGCUGAUUGUCACAGGUGAUAUUGCCCCCAAUAAGCUUCAUAUCAAGGUUUAAGAAAAUCCCCAAUAAAACUUCACAAUGUGUCAAGGCCUAGCUCGGUGUUUCCUCAUUGUCUUCAACAUAAUAUUCUUGAUUUUUGGUGUCUUAUGUCUUGGCAUUGGCAUCUGGGUCGUCGUUGACAAGACCCAUGUGAUCUCCUUGUUCCGGUACUCGAGCGACAAGGUAGACGACUUAAAGGCUUAUGACGUGCCGUCUCUGCUGGAGAGUGGGGCCUACAUCCUCAUUGCCGUGGGGGCCCUCGUCUUCGUCAUCUCCGUCUUCGGCUUCUGCGGGGCCAUCAAGAAGUCCAGGUGCUGCCUCAUCACGUACGGCGUGUUGGUCGGUAUCAUCCUGGUCAUACAGGUAGCUGCAGGAAUUGCUGUAGGCGUGUUCAGUAGCCAGUUCGACAGCUUUGCCAAACCGUUCCUGAAUGAGACAAUGCCAGAGAAGUAUAAGGGACCUUACGAUCGCAGUGACGUCAUCUCUUUUGCUCUGGACGUUCUGCAGGCAUCGCAAGAAUGUUGCGGGAUAAACGGUCCAGGCGACUUUGUUAAUUACCAUAAUUUCAACAAGACAUGGAAUGGUGCUGCUGAUGCCGUCAUUCCAUUUACCUGCUGCAAGUCAACCAAAAAGGACUCCUUCCCCGACAGUAUGGAGGACUACAUGGGUGCCCUUGUGGACCAAAACUGCCCGACGGAUGUAACUAAGGGCUACCAAGAGGGUUGCUAUGAUAAACUGAGAGAGCUGGCCCAGACCUAUUUCGCCGGCGUGUUGGGCGUGGCCAUCGGUGUUGCCGUAUUAGAGCUCAUCCUGAUAAUCGUGGCCUGCUGUAUUGCCAAGAAUGACCCUGACGGAAAGAUGGUCUAGACGGCCCUGACGGAAAGAUGGUUUAGAAACCCGGACAGGAAGAUGAUUUAGAUGUCGCUGACGGGAAGAUGGUUUAGAUGGGGGUGGGAUGGGGGAACAGAACUACACGGCUGCAUGGGCUACUGGUCGACAAACAAACAACUGAUCACAUUAGGCAAGAUCACAUGCCCUUUUCUUAAGCCUGACGGGGAAUGACGUUAGUGUUUGUGACGAUUGUUAAUACAGGUUACAGCUCUGUACUCUCCGAGCCGUGACACUAGACAUUUUAACACUUUGUAUUUAUCAUCUUAGGGUGAAGUAUCAGUUCUAGAAAAGUGGUAUGAGUUACGCUGAUAAUUGCGACAUCCGUGCAUAUAACCUCGGUUUCCUUUGUUAAAACCAUAUAUUUGUUAUAUAACAUUCACGACCCGUGGCCUUACAAAUGUGUUGUUAGCAAUAUUACUCAGCCUUAUAGUAUACUGUUGUCCCGAUACCUGAUUACAUGAUAUGGCUGGCAAAGCUACGGGGAUGAACGCAGUCGGUGGCCGCGGUGGUGUUCUGCUAUGCAGAUGGGGUUGCACAAACCCUCAGUUCGGUGGGUUUAAUCAUUCAGCGCCGCAAAGAUCCAUUAACAAUUCACGACGUAUUUUUCCACAUCACCACAGCUGAAACUGUCAAGCGGAUCAGUGAACUUCUGAUAAAGAACAAAACCAACAGACGUGUCAAUUGGGGUCUUUCGUUUUUUGUUGUUUAAUGUCGUACUCAGCAAUAUUCCAGCUGUAUGACGGCGGCCUGUAAAAAAUCGAAUCUGGGCCAGACAAUCCAGUGAUUGACAUCAUGAGCCUCGAUCUACAAAAUUGGGAUACGAUGGCAUGCGUAAACCAAGUCAGCGAGCCUGACCACCCGAUCCCGUUAGUCGCCUCUUACAACAAGCAUAGUCACCUCUUACGGCAAGCAUGGGUUGCUGAAGACCUAUUCUAACCUGGAUCUUAACAGGUUCUUUCGUUAUAACAAGAAUAUAUUCUACCCAUAUCUUCCAUUGUGAUAUCAUAUUUAGAUAUCGACUUAAGGCAGUAUAAUCAUUAUACAUUACAUGUAUGUAGUAUUUGUUACUCGUUUGUAUAAUGCCGAUGCAACGUUACAUUUUGACUCAAUCACUGUUACACGUUUGGAACUUGCAAGGUGUUAUUAUGAAGAAACGGAAAGUGUUGUAAGUAAACCUCUAAUAAUUAUAAUGAUUUUAUCUCUCUUACCCCCAAAACGCUUGCCUGACCAUGAAAAAAGAGAGAAAAACAUUGAAAGAAAACUCGACGCAUUUCAUGGGGUUGUUUUUGGUGUACUGGUUGUGUUCAGUGCGUUCCCGAAGUGUAUCAGGGAUAAGCAAUGUGUAGCCCAUAGCUUUGCCAGCCGACUCAUUUUGUUAAUGUUAUUGUUUUACACCUGUUUAUCCUCCACUGAGCAUUCAUACAUAAAUGUUUAUUAUUCGAAAUAUUAUUUUCAUUGUUAUGAAUUCACACACCUGUCGUAUCAACUAAAUGCAGCCACAGCAGCUGAUUAAUUGCCACGCCCAUCUGAAGCCGGACAUUGGCAAUACUUUUAGUGAGGCUCGCUGCUUAUACACUGUGGAGUUGACACCUUGUUAGCGCGACAUGCAUUGUAAGAAAAUAUCGCAUGCUUGGGUCACUAGUGGUUUACAUUGUGGUCAUUCAGAACAAACUGAUCAUGAUCAACACAUGGAAAUAUAAUCCGAAAUUGUUUGACAGAUUAAAACAUGUAUAACAACAUAUUUGUACCAAAAUAAGAACACCCAAAUUAAAUGAAAUGCUUGUGCUAUAUCCUUCAACUGAAUAGCGGUGUCGUGCGCCAUGUUUUACAGUGGGUCAAAACUAUUGCUGGGGUGAUGUCUCGCCAUGAUCGUUAUCCAUAAAGUUGUCAACUCACACGACAGUGCGUGAGCUGUUAUCAUACGUAGUUAACUAGUGGACUGGGUGCAUAUCUUCCGGGUCCAUUUAGUUUUGUUCGUCCGUGUUCUUACAAUCAACACGGAAGCUAGUUCUUAUCACAUUGAAUCACCUGUAGCACGCUUGAUAGCAUUAUGUUUUUGUGAAUCUAUUUCUCAUUCGUGUAAAUACACAUGUGGUAGUUUUAGGGUGUCUGUAGCCUGAUUUUCCUGCUUCGUUUUUAUCACAAAUUCUCUGAAAAAUGUCAGAUUGUGCUGUGUUUUUGUCAACUCUCAGAUUGAGAACAAGUGUGUUAUAUCGCACCUACAUCGUACGAUACAAAACCAUAGUACCACUAUGAACCACUAUGAACCCGGCUGUGUUCGCUGUUAUGAAUGUCCAGUCGUGAAAUAUGUGUCAUUAAGUAUACAGGUAGGUAUACAGGUUGUCAAACACCUCCUGGUUUUCUUUAUUUUUUGUCAUUACAAACAUAGAAGCAUUGUUUUUGUCGUUAAAUAAUAAAUACAUACACAAAAUA